Solanum dulcamara is the source of this 516-nucleotide messenger RNA. RefSeq names its product NAC domain-containing protein 78-like. NCBI's taxonomy places the organism in Eukaryota, Viridiplantae, Streptophyta, Magnoliopsida, Solanales, Solanaceae. The transcript has a single exon. The coding region runs from base 1 to 516 and encodes 171 amino acids. Gene Ontology annotation, molecular function: DNA binding. Gene Ontology annotation, biological process: regulation of DNA-templated transcription. The record is from RefSeq and is a predicted model, not a curated record.
AUGGAGCACUUCGAGCAAAAAGAGGGUUACCGUUUCUAUCCAACUGAUUCAGAAGGACUUAAGUUUUUGCUAAGAUUCGUGGCGAAACAAGAGAUGCAUGAUGCUGGUUUUAUCUCCACAAACAUACAUGUCUACGGUAAAGAAGAGCCAUGGGAGAUCUACAGUCAGGGAGUAUCCGAUGAUGAUGAAGACACUAGUAAUUAUCGCUACUUCAUCACAAAGAAAAACAACAUCUAUGUGGGCAGUUGGAAACAACAAGACGAGGGAAAACCAGUUCACUACAAUAUGCACAACUCAUCAUCACCAAUGGUUAUUGGAUGCAAGAAGAAGAUGCAUUAUGAGCAUGAAGAUGGACAUUGGAUCAUGAAGGGGUACCAACUCUCUACGGUUAUUCUUGAUAAGUUCGACGAGGACCGUAGAGAUUAUGUUCUGUGUGCCAUCAAGAAGAAGCCUGGUUCUUCCGACCCUUCCACAUCCACAAUUACUAUGUUGAAUAAUGUUAGUGGAACCAGCUGA